AUGUCGGCCGUCGCUCCGUCGGCCCUCAGCGCUCAGGGUCACAGUGCCCGUCAGUCAGCGCGCCAGACGAGAACGAACCCCUCGCGCACAUCCAAGACUCUUGGACGCUCAUCUUUUGCCUACGGCCAUGGGAUAAUGGAAGACCCGGCAUCGUCGCCUGUGCCCCAUGGAUUCUAUCCUGCUCUCACCCAUUUCACGGACGCUAUAACCGCCCUCCCACGGGAAUUUCGACGUCACAACUCGUUGCUCAAGGAGGUUGACGCUAAGGCGUGGGCGCUUGAAGAUAAUCUACUACAGCUUCUGAAGGAUUCGUCUGAGACGCCGGCAACUCCUUAUCCUGCUAACCCUGCGCCUGUUAUCGGAGGAGUUGUUCGAGAUGACCUCCAGCCCACGGAUGCUUCACGCGAACCCGAAUCUCCUGAAAGCAAGAACCGCCGCGUCCUUUUCGAUCAUGUCCGACAUACCCUCUCCGAUCUCAUGAUGACAGCUGAUGAGAAAAACCAUGUGAUCUCCAACGCGAACGAUGAACUCGACCGCCAGAUCAUGCGUUUAGAUUCUAUAUUCCCGUUCAUUGCGGGUGAGAUUAGCGAUGAAGCUCGCCUUGGGAGUCUUAGUCACUGGGCUUACUCGAAUCGGAAUGGCCCCAAGACCACCUCCAACGAGCGUCCUCGACGAGAGGUUGCGUCGAAUAAAGAUCUUGUGCAUGCUCUUCAGGAAGCUGAAGCUGCAUCACGCAGUGAGGCGAGACGUGAGGCAGUGCUGGCGCGCAGACAGCGUCGGGCGCACGCGGACUCAGACAUGGAUGACAUUCGUGCUGCUGGGUCUCGGAAGGGACAGAGCAGCAAGAGUCGUCUCGCUGGGGGUGACCACACCUCUGCAGGUCACCACCAAUCUGGUGCGACUGGCUCAUCAGGCCAGGCCAAACGUCGCAAGGUCGAACGGCCUGUUGCUGUGGAGGCUGGCGCUGCUAUGGAACGGUCUGCUAGCGGUGUCGGGGCCUCUGGGCGGGCGGUAUCGAAAGAUGUUGCUGAUGCGACCAAAAAGCGCUCACGAGCACCUAAUUCUAAUGCAACUUCUCGCAAAAGAAACAACACUGGGACCAACGCCGCCGACUCUCCCGUUAUUCCUCCUUCUCCGAUUAUCGGUGCUGCUGCGGCUGCUGCGACUAUUCCACGCAGCGCAGCUAGCCCUGGACCUGGCUCGUCGCGACCACAGUCCUCAAGGGCACAGCAAAACUCAGCGCAGCCAAAUUCUCGACAAAGACCGUCAUCUUCUGCGUCUAACCGUAUACCUAACUCCGGCAAAACCUCCGAACCAAAACUACCAUCGAAAGAGACACCUUCCAGGACAGAAAUGGUUCCUCUUCCAGAUACCUUCCGGCAUAUGCCUGAACCCACCGAUAUUUCCAAGUCUUUAGCACCACCCGGAAACCAACGAGAGGAUAUGGAUACCAAACCUGCCGAGUCAAUCGAGUCCGCAGAAAUCUCGGCACCCGCCUCAAACAAUGCUGCUAAAGGAAGGGUAUCCAAACCUGCAACUCCCGUGCUUGCUUCCGCAGAGCCGAUACAGCCGCGCACGCGACCAACGCGAGGUACAGACCCGGCGCCGAAGCGUACUCACAAGAAGAACGGCAGUACCGCGGCCGCGGCGCCACCGCCACCUGUAUCAGACCCCGAGGAAUCACUCCACGAAGGUGAUGACGAGGACGAAGAAGGCGAGCCGCGAUACUGCUACUGUAACGAGAUCAGUUUCGGCGAGAUGGUUGCGUGUGACAAUGACGCAUGUCCCCGCGAAUGGUUCCAUCUAUCCUGUGUUGGGCUCACGAAGCCUCCUGGACGAAAUGUUAAAUGGUACUGUAAUGAGUGCAAGGAGAAUAUGCGGCGAAGUCGCAAUGGACGGUAG
Messenger RNA from Aspergillus puulaauensis, 1902 nucleotides. RefSeq names its product putative PHD finger domain protein (Ing1). Gene Ontology annotation, biological process: regulation of DNA-templated transcription. NCBI's taxonomy places the organism in Eukaryota, Fungi, Ascomycota, Eurotiomycetes, Eurotiales, Aspergillaceae. The transcript is spliced from 5 exons. Bases 1 to 1902 code for a protein of 633 amino acids. The record is from RefSeq and is a predicted model, not a curated record. Gene Ontology annotation, cellular component: Rpd3L complex; nucleus; Rpd3L-Expanded complex.